Diplodia corticola is the source of this 2079-nucleotide messenger RNA. RefSeq names its product nucleoporin nsp1. Gene Ontology annotation, biological process: protein import into nucleus; RNA export from nucleus. The transcript has 3 exons. The record is from RefSeq and is a predicted model, not a curated record. Gene Ontology annotation, molecular function: phospholipid binding; structural constituent of nuclear pore. NCBI's taxonomy places the organism in Eukaryota, Fungi, Ascomycota, Dothideomycetes, Botryosphaeriales, Botryosphaeriaceae. Bases 1 to 2079 code for a protein of 692 amino acids. Gene Ontology annotation, cellular component: nuclear pore; nuclear pore central transport channel.
AUGUCCAACGACGCUUCCAAGGGCGCAUCGGGCUUUAGCUUCGGCGGCGCCGGCGGAGGAUCCAUCUUCGGAGCAGCGAACACCAACACGUCCGGUAGCAGCGUGUUUGGCAGCAGCACUGGAAACAAGCCUGGUGCCGGCGGCGCCAGCCUCUUUGGCGCGAGCACCGGCCAGAGUUCAUCCACUACACCUGGUGCCUCAGGAUCCAGUUUGUUCGGCGGUGGCGGCACCCCGGCUUCGACUGGCGCGUCGCAGCCGGGCCUCUUUGGUGGAGCUGCCGCUGGUAGUGGUAGCGGCAGUGGCAGCGGUCUUUUCGGCGGCGGCGCAGGCAGCUCGCCAUUCAAGACUGGCACCACCACACCUGGAGCUGCCCCUGCAACCACACCCGCAAAGCCCGCGUUUCCCUCUUUCGCAGGUUCAACCACUCCAGCUGGCCCGCCUCCCGCAAGCUCUACCGGCGGGUUUUCUUUCGGUAAUCAGGCCUCUGCGCAGCCGGCUGCCAGCCCUUUCCCGCUCGGUGGAGGCAGCAAUGCCGCCAGUAAGCCUGCAAGCAACUUGUUUGGAGGUCUUGGAGGCUCGUCGAGCAGUGCUCCUCAAUCCACUCCAGCUACCGCUGCGCCCAGUGCCUCGACCCCGACGCAGAACCAAUCCGGCGGAAACUUGUUCAGCAACAUGGGAGGAUCUACAGGCAACAAACCCGCCUUCAGUAUUGGUGGCGCUACGCCCUCUACUCAGCCGGCACAGCCUCAAGAUGCGGCCAAACCGGCAGGCUCUGGUUUGUUCAAUCUAGGUUCCUCAACCGGAAAUAAGCCUUCCUCGCCCUUCACCCUCGGUGGGGCUUCUUCGGGUCAGUCUUCUUCUGGAAAUGCUGCAGCACCUUCUCCAUUCGCCCUAGGCAGUGGUGGUUCACAGCCUGCGAGCUCAAAACCUGCAACAACGGCUGCUUCGACCGCAUCCGACAAGCCAAGUCUUUUCAGCCCUGGUGCUACCGCGCCCGCAACUGGUGGUCUUUUCGGCGGCGGCGCCAAGGACAGCAACAAAGAAACGUCUUCCACUGGCACGGCCCCACCCCAGACUCCUGCUACCUCCGGUAGUGGGUUCAGUCUGUUCAACAAGCCUACUGAGACACCCGCUUCCACGGGCGCUACCCUGGCAACACCGGCUGCAACGACUCCUGCAGCAUCAAGCGCAUUCAAACUGGGUGGCACUGCGCCAGCCCAGGGCUCUAGCACUUCCCAAGCAUCGAAUACAGCGACUGCCGCUCCCGCUUUCAGCCUGGGUUCUACCACAGGCCAAAGUUCCAGUACCUCUACUGCGCAGCCCGCAACAACGGCUAUCUCUGGGAUUGCCUCCACCCCGGCUCCUGCUGCGGCAGGUAAUGGCAGCCUAGGUGCAUCUACCAUUGGACAGCCGCCUAAUGCUCAAUCUCGUCUGAAGAACAAGUCUAUGGACGAGAUCAUCACACGCUGGGCGACUGACCUGUCGAAGUACCAGAAGAGCUUCCAGAGCCAGGCGAAGCAAGUUGCGGAAUGGGACCGAAUGCUCGUGGAGAACAGCGAUAAGAUUUCCAAGCUCUACAGCAAGACUUUCCAGGCGCGAAAGGAUACCGAGGAAGUAGAGCGGCAGCUGACAGCUGUUGAGAGUGACCAGGCUGAGUUGUCCAGGUGGCUGGACAACUAUGAGAGGGAAGUUGAUGAUUUGAUGGACAAGAUGGUUGGCGGUCAAGACGGCCUUCAGGGACCAGACCAGGAGAGAGAGAGAACGUACAAGCUUGCGGAGAAACUCUCUGAUCGUCUGAACGAUUUGAACAAGGAUUUGUCCGAUAUGAUCGAGGAGAUCAACAGCGUCUCGGCGACUCUCAGCAAGACGGAUAAGCCUGAUGAUCCGCUCUCUCAGGUUGUCCGCGUCCUCAACAACCAUCUCUCACAGCUCCAGGCGAUCGAUUCGGGUGCUGCGGAGCUUCACGAAAAGGUCACCAAGGCGCAGAAAGAGGCUCAGAGUUACCGCGUCAAUGGCCAGGCCGUCCUCGGUAACGACGCUGCGGACGACUUCUAUCGUUCGUUCAUGGGGCGCCGCUGA